AAUGGGUCUGACUCCUCUUCUUCAACUACCCAUUCAUAAUUUGAAUGUCAAUCUAAAUCUUCUGUUGUGUUCAAAUGGAAGUUUCAUUAGAAUCAUUGAACCCCAUGUUCAAGGCACUGCCUAUUUCUUUUUAUUUGUUUAUAUAAAUCUGUGUUUACAUAUUAGGUUUUAUGUUAUACCAAUCGUCUGAAAUCCGAUUAGUUGUUUUUGUUUGAUUUUUCUUCAUGUUGGGAGUAAGGAGGAUUAAAUUAUAUACUUAUCUUUCCCUAUUUAAAGCAUUUCCAUCUUCUUUACCCUCCUCUGCACUUCAUUCUUCGUUGAAUCGAGCUUUCUUGAACUCUUCGUCGUCUUCCCUUUUCAGCUUCAGAACACGAAACAAAAGUCCAACACUCAGCCGAGGCAUGUCUUCUUCAUCUGCAACUCUAGAGAAAGUGACUCCUCCGGCUAAUAUUCAACAGCUUGAACUAUUGAGUGGAGUUUAUGAUCGUUAUGAUGGAGUCAUUGUAGAAAUGAAGGACCCUAUGGACCCAAAUGAAUUUGGUUCUUUGCUUAGAGCUUCAUUAUCUCAAUGGAAACAACAGGGUAAGAGAGGUAUUUGGAUCAAAUUGCCUAUUGAACUUGCAAAUCUUAUUGAAGUUGUUGUUAAGGAAGGAUUUGAUUUCCACCAUGCCGAACCUAAUUAUCUAAUGCUCGUGCGAUGGAUCUCUGAAACUACGAAUAACCUUCCGGCUAAUGCCUCUCAUCGCGUGGGCAUCGGUGCAUUUGUAAUGAAUAGUAAUCGAGAGGUGCUUGUGGUUCAAGAGAUUAGUGGCAAAUUCAAAGGUACAGGAGUUUGGAAGUUACCAACUGGAGUGGUUAAUGAGGGAGAGGAUAUUUGUGAAGCAGCAAUUAGAGAAGUAAAAGAAGAGACUGGCGUUGAUGCAGAAUUUGUAGAAGUGUUAGCAUUCAGGCAAAGCCACAGUGCAUUUUUUACAAAAUCAGAUUUGUUUUUCGUAUGCAUGUUACGACCACGUUCCUUUGACAUUCAAAAGCAAGCUUCAGAAAUUGAGGCCGCCAAGUGGAUGCCCAUUGAUGAAUAUGCAGAUCAACCCUUUGUUAAAGCAAAUUCGGGUUUCGACUACGUGGCAAAAGUAUGUUUAGCAAAGGCGAACAACAGCUAUACGGGGCUCUCAGCUAUGCCUACGUAUUCUGCGUCUGGUAAAAUGACGUUCCUCUACUCAAAACUUGAAAUCUGAACUCAUACUUCAGCAGCAACAUCGAUGAUGACUCCCUCUAACCUCUGCAUUCCAAGAAGCUCAAAAGAAUCUGUAAAGUCUUUAUGUACAGAUCAUUUGUGCAUUAAAUCUCCAUCCCGUUUGGUUUGUGGUUCGAGAAAAUUGGGUAAUAGUUAGUCAGUCACAUGAUUUGUUCAUUAAAUGUAUUUAUAUAUUGUUUUUUAAAAUGUUAGCACUAAGGUGGAGUUAAUAAGAGUGCUUCGAGUUGCAAUAAACUUCGUUCAAAAAAAAAAAAAAAAACGACACGAUGUUUCUUUCUAAAAUUCAACACCAUAUAAUUAUGUUGUACUCAAAAUAAUAACAAACAUAAUAUUUAUCAAUGAUUUUAUAUCAA
Molecule: messenger RNA, 1608 nt
Organism: Cucumis melo (muskmelon)
Lineage: Eukaryota; Viridiplantae; Streptophyta; Magnoliopsida; Cucurbitales; Cucurbitaceae
Product: nudix hydrolase 7-like
Exons: 9
Coding region: 225-1235 (336 amino acids)
Molecular function (GO): NADH pyrophosphatase activity; NAD binding; ADP-ribose diphosphatase activity
Source: RefSeq, a predicted model, not a curated record